AUGGCGGCUAUGGUCAUCACGGACCCGGAUCCGGAUUUGGUUCCCGGAAACGCGCAUGUAGGGUCGUCAAGAGCGCUCUCAAUCACUACCACGGUCAACCACGGCUCUUCCAGUGCCGUGGCUAGCCCCGCUUCGGCUGUUUCGCCAUCAAACGACUCCACUCCCACAUCUUCAUGUUCAACAGCACCGCCAAUUGCAAUCCGGCCCAGUACUUUAACCACUAUGCCGUCGGCCACGCCUUCGAUGGGAUUGAACGGGAGGUCCAAAUCGAUCGUCAUGUCACCCGCUUCCAUGUCACAGCCCAAGGCCAUGUGCAUGACCAGCAAAGAGUGGGUCAUACCCCCUCGGCCGAAACCCGGACGCAAGCCUGCCACCGACACCCCGCCAACCAAGCGUAAGGCACAAAACCGGGCAGCUCAGAGGGCAUUCCGGGAGCGCAGGGCGGCGCGUGUGGGGGAGUUAGAGGAACAGAUGGAGGAGGAAAGGCUUAUCCACGAACAGACAACUCGAGAGUUGCAGGAUCGGAUCAGCCAUUUAGAGACCGAAACGCAGACGCUCCGGUCAAGAUGCCAGUGGCUGGAGUCAAUGCUAGAGAAGUCCCGCCAAGGUCGCGGGAGCCUGGCAGGGAAUUGGGACGACCAGACAGGUGCUACAAGCAACGAUAUCUCGGUGUCGGGGCAGAUGCAAUCACAAGCUGGGCUAUCGCACGGCAUGCGGCCACUGCAACCAGCACCGUCGAGAAACGUUACAGCACACCCGGGCCCUGUCGCCCAACCGCGGCCUGUGGCUCAGUCGUUUCCUAUCUCUCAGAUCGUCUCACCGCCAGGCGAAGGAACGCCGGUGGGCCUCACUUGCGGCGGUUGCCAGUCAAGAGGUUCCUGUGCAUGCGAGGAGGAAGUUCUACCGACCGCAGAUAUCCCCAUGGGCUGUGGCAGGUGUACCCUGGGCACUAGAUGUGAAUGCUUGGAAGAGACGUUGGGGAUAUCAAUGGCCGGGAACGACUUGAAGCGGCCACGGCGUCCAAGCGCGCCGCCGUCAACAUCACCAGAAGACAAGCGGCAGCGCUCCGAUGCUGGCAUUAUCAUGGAGACAGACUUCACGGCCGUAUUUGCCUCGCAGGGUAGUAGAGAGCCGGCGCAGUUCAUGUUCCCGCCGCCAGCUCAACCACAGCUCCAACCCAUGGCUUCAAUAGAGCCUAGGGACUCUUGCGGCUUCUGCAAGGAUGGAACAUACUGCGUCUGUGCAGACUCUAUGAUGUCGCCCGCCUCUUUACCGGCGCCUGAGAGCGAGAUCACCACACACACGCAAACACGUACUCCUCCACCGUCGGAUAAUGAUGUGGCCCCUAUUCCCAUGGAGGUUACAGCGACAGGGGCUAUCAAGCUCCCUGGGCCGCGACCACUACAAGGAAGACAAGCCAUUAAACCCACCGCACGAGCUGGCGGGUGCGGCCCCAACGGCCCCGGCACCUGCGCGCAAUGCGUCGCCGACCCUAAAUCCGGCCUCUUCUGUCGUUCUCUCGCAGCGAACUUCGAAAAGAACAACCCCGGUGGCAGCGGCGGAUGCUGCGGCAACGGCGGCCCAGGCGGGUGCUGCAAAUCCGAACCGUCACAAUCACAGCCCCAACCAGAGAUUACCGCUCCCCUCCCCGCCAUGGCGCCGUCCAGAAGACCAACAACCGGCGCCACCACCGCCGCUGCCGGACCCAACGACCUCGGUCUCAGCCUCUCCUGUGCCGACGCCUACAAGACCCUGGCCAGUCACCGGCACUUCGACGAGGCCGCGGACGACAUCGGGUCCUGGCUGCCCAAGCUCAAGGCGCUGCCGGUGCCGCGCCCGGGGCCUGUGGGAGGGCGCCGCGGCGGCCGCGAUGGGCGCGCACCGAUCGAGGUCGAGGCUGCGAGCAUUAUGAGUGUGCUCAAAGACUUUGAUGUGCGGUUCGGCAGGGGGGAGUGA
Messenger RNA from Chaetomium globosum CBS 148.51, 1956 nucleotides. RefSeq lists its product as uncharacterized. The transcript has a single exon. Gene Ontology annotation, cellular component: RNA polymerase II transcription regulator complex; nucleus. NCBI's taxonomy places the organism in Eukaryota, Fungi, Ascomycota, Sordariomycetes, Sordariales, Chaetomiaceae. The record is from RefSeq and is a predicted model, not a curated record. The coding region runs from base 1 to 1956 and encodes 651 amino acids. Gene Ontology annotation, molecular function: transcription cis-regulatory region binding; DNA-binding transcription activator activity, RNA polymerase II-specific.